Molecule: messenger RNA, 1441 nt
Organism: Elaeis guineensis (African oil palm)
Lineage: Eukaryota; Viridiplantae; Streptophyta; Magnoliopsida; Arecales; Arecaceae
Product: protein DEHYDRATION-INDUCED 19 homolog 2
Source: RefSeq, a predicted model, not a curated record
GGCCGGUGCACCCCGUCCCCCGCUUUUCUCACUGUCGUCUUCUAGCUUCUCACCUCUUCUUCUCCCACGGAGUUUUUUGCCGAGCUCCUAUCGCCCCUUUUUCCUGCAAAAAAGGAAUCGCAUCUCACCCUUCCUCAACAUUUAUCUCUCUGUCGUCUUCUUCUCUUCUUCUUCCUCCCCACGAAGCAUUGCCGAGCUUUUUCUCCUCUUUAGAGAGGAUUGCAUCUCUCUUUCUCUCUCAUCGCCCUUGUAAAUUUAUACGAGGGUACGAGGGAUCAGUUGUUUCUUGCUCGGUUUGUACUGGCUCUCCAGGGGACCAGAGGUUUGGAUUGGAGAAGGACUGGAGGGAGGAGGAAGCCAUGGAGGCCGAUUCGUGGAGCCGCUUCUCUGCCGCCUCGAAGCGCCACCAGGCUGCCGUCCAGCCUCGAUUCGAUCUGUACCUUGGGUAUGAGGAGAUCGAUGGAGGGGAUGAGGACUCGAGAGCGGAGUUCCUGUGUCCGUUCUGCUCCGAGGAUUUUGAUAUAGUGGGGCUGUGCUGCCACAUCGACGACGAGCACCCGGUUGAGGCUAAAAAUGGGGUAUGUCCUGUUUGUACAGCUAGGGUUGGCAUGGACAUGGUUGGGCACAUAACAGCGCAGCAUGCAAAUUUCUUUAAGAUGCAGCGUAGGAGGAGAUUCCGUAAAGGUUCAUCAGGAUCCCAUUCUACACUUUCUUUGCUGAGAAAGGAUCUGCGAAGUGGGAAUUUGCAAUCUCUUUUUGGGGGUUCUUCCUUUACAGUUGCUCCCUCGAAUGCUGCACCUGAUCCAUUGCUGUCAUCAUUUAUUAUGAAUUUUCCUGUUGCUGAUUCAUCAAAAGAUGUAAGGCCUGAAUCCUUGGAUGAUGGAAAUUUGAUUAACAAGACUUCAGAGGAGAAAGCAGGGGAAAGUGUUGAGCCAUCUCUAUCUGAGAAAGAUCAAGUGGAGAGAGCUCGGAGGAGUCAUUUUGUGCGGGAGCUUCUGUUGUCGACGAUAUUAGAUGAUUCCUUAUGAAAAGAACCCUUUAUUCUUGGUGACAAUAGCAGCAGCAGCAGCAGCAGUCCACGAUGAUAAAGAUAAAGCCCAAAGAUGGUCCCCAGACAGCUGCAUUGUUGUUAUCAUGACACACUGGCCGCUUGCACAAGAGGUUUAUUGGGAGGUUGUAUAUUUAACCUGCCUUAUUACUGCAGGGAGGAGAGCAUGGAAUUUAUUAUACUUAUCUAUUAUUAGUAUCGAUAUUUGGAGGGAUUCUUAAUUCUCCCUUUAGUGGGCAUAGCUAUGCAUAUAUGGAAAAACCAUGCAAUAGGUCUUGGUCGAGCAUUGUCUCAGUUUCUCCAUAAAUAAAUGUUUUAGACUUGUCAUCUUGAUUUAAUGGACCAUGCAUUUGCUCAAAAGAUUUAACAGACACAGCUGCUCAUUGUGCUGAC